Molecule: messenger RNA, 3103 nt
Organism: Gossypium arboreum
Lineage: Eukaryota; Viridiplantae; Streptophyta; Magnoliopsida; Malvales; Malvaceae
Exons: 19
Coding region: 403-2325 (640 amino acids)
Source: RefSeq, a predicted model, not a curated record
CCCGGUGAUGAUUUUGGAUUUUUAUCCCAAAUUAGCUAGGUUGACUCAGUAGACAUGGUCCUAAUAUCCCAAUUGUAAAGAACAAAAUGAUUUUUAGCUUGCUUUGAAUUUCAUCUAAUUUUUAUGUUUCCUGCUUCAUUUCCGUUUUCAACUUAAUUUUAUUUCUACUCAAUUCAAAAAUUUUAAUUGAAAAUUUAUCCGUCUUGAUCUCAAAAUUAUUUGAAUAAUUUCAUAUUAAAAUUGAAAUUAGGGCCCAAUUGAGUAUGUAAGGUCGAAAAACCUUGCCAUGGCGCCAUACUAGACGCCUCUGGACACUCCCUCAAACAUAUUUCCACUAGGGUCAAGUCAAUAGGAACCAAAACCCACCCAAAAUCUCUGCACUGCCAUCCUUCCUUAGCUUCCAUGGAGGAGCCACAAUUGCUGCUGCAGCAGCAGGAAGAAGAACAAUCACAAUCAGUAUCUCUUCAAGAUUGCUUGAAGUUACUAAAAGGCGAGCGAGACGAGCAACGCCUCGCUGGCUUGCUUCUCGUCACCAAAUCCUGCAAAAGCGACGAUCUCGUUUCCAUUAGGGCUAUCUACGACGCCGUUGGACCUCACUUCUUGGACCGUCUCUUAAGGACCGGGUUGGGUAAAGGUGUAGUGAGCAGUGGUAGUGGUGAAAACCGGGAUGCGUAUUUGCAGCUGUCAGUGACGGUUCUGUCUGCGUUUUGUCGAGUUUCUGAGAUUGCUUCUUCGAAAGAAAUGGUUUCCAAGGUUCCAAUGAUUUUUGAAGUAAUGUCAAUGAAAUCAGGCAUGCCUGUGCUUGAAGAAUGCUAUGAAUUUUUAUACUUGGUGUCAACCGCUUCUGAGGAUGGACUUACAGCAGUGUAUGAAUCCGGAGGGAUAAAAUUACUUGCUCAUCAAAUGUCCGCUCUGCCAGAUGGGUCUCGUUUGAUGGAACUUGCCACGAAGCUUGUCCAAUUGAUGCUAAAGAAGCUGUCACAAGGCAUCGUUGAGAACGACCAUCUCUCGGAGCUGUCAGUCAUUGUGACCAAAAUAGCAAGACAGUUUGCUCUCCUACAAAAUGCCUUGAAGUUUGAAGCACUUCACUUAUUGUCUGCCAUCUUCUCUUCAGAAUACUCGACACUCCUUCACGAUGCUCUCCGUGUUAUUCAAAACGAAAACUGGUCAAACCAUAUGCGUGAUGGUGUUGCGACAAUUUUACAGAACCGUGUAGCACCUGCUGAAAAAUUUGAGGCCCUUAUCCUAGCUGAAUCCAUGGUAACUAUAAAGGGUGAGGGUUGGCUGAUUGGUCAAAUAAACUUGCCUAAUGUACAGGAUCCUAUUCCAGCUGACAGGUGUCUAUUGCUUGUCUUAGAGUCAUCACGGGUUGAAGUUGCUGUUUUGCUGAAUGAGCUAGCCUACUCGAAAUAUGAAGCUUCUAAGAGUUCUUCAUCAACAGCUGAAACAAUAAUCUCAAAGCAACAGAAAGUGACUGUUGUCUUUUCAUUGGUGGAGAAGAUAAUAAAGUUGAUAUCAAACAUUGGUGAAACUGAAGGGCACCUUCUCGAUGAAAAUACUUUCAUAAAGGCGAUCAAUGGGCUUAAUGAGACAAUUGGUGUGGUUCUAGAGUAUCUGCAAGAUGCAAAGGAACAUGGGCAAAAAGUAGGAAAUGAUCUUCUUGCUUCAGUACGUCUUGUUGGGAGCUAUCUUGCAGAAGCACCUGUUGCAUGCGAAGAUAAAAUCACGGAACUUUUGGGAUAUAUGCUUUCAGUUGAAGGUGAACAUGAAUCAAGCCCAUUUUACUCUGUAUGCUUUCUGCUCCCAAUGUUGUGUCAAAAGACUAUGAAAAUUGAAGGAUGCAAACUUCUGGCUUCUUCCGGAGGUUAUAAAGCUGUGGUGGACUGCCUCAUGAAGUUGAUUGAGCAAAACAGAAAUGGGGUCGAGAAUAAUGGUUGCAUUUUCUUGGCGUGUGAUACAAUUAUGAAUCUUUUAAAGAUGGAGCAAAUUACCUUUUCAGAAGAUGAAUCAACAUUUAUUAGUCUCUUGAAAGCAUUGGCACUUUGGACAGAGAAAACUAAUGACCAAUCUUUUAUUAUGAUGGCUUCAAGCAUUUGCACUUUGAUAUUUGACAUGACAUCCGAAAAUGCUCUUUUGAAUCAUCCUAGUUUUAGUAGCAGCUGUCUUGAUAGCCUGUCACGGCUCAUUGCAAGAAGUUUGGCUUCAUGGGGACAGGAUAUGUCUGAUGCUGCUAAAGCAGAUAUGGAUCUUCUAGAGAUUGUUACUGCAGGAUAUUCUCGAUGGGCUGAUCGGUUCCCUCAAAUACAAAAAGCAGUUGGGAGAUAAUCAAUGUAACUACUUAGUUUCCUUGAAGGUAAUAUAUUAUACUGGUAAUUUUCUUUUUAAUGAAGAACCCUCCGAUUGUUAAACCUGUCAAUUGUGUCUUGAACCCGAAUAAGCCUACCCAAAUAACACAUUUGAAUCAACUUGAUUUGAUCAUAAAAAACCAACCUAAACUCAAAAAUGACCCAGACCAUAAAUGACUAGAACCGGAAUAACCCAAAUCUAAAAUGUGCCGAACAAGUAACCUGUAACCUGUAGUGAUCUGAAACCGAGAUGAUCCUACUUUUAAACUUGAACGUCCAGGACCCAAAAUGACCCUUGAAAUUGUGAUUCAGGAAUUUAGUUAUGUAACUUGUAGUUCUCACUGAUAAUUCUCGGGUAUAUGGUUGAAUUGUGUGUCCAUGCACCUCUGGUGACAUGACCGGCGAGGAUGGAUUGAAUAACACAGCAAAGGAAACCUAUAACUUUAUCUUCUUACCUCGAGCCAGCUUAUCGACGUGUUUGAAAAAAACACAGCAAGGCCAACGGAACAUGGAGUGUAAUAAUGGGGAAUGCGUUUGAAAACGCACAUGAUUUGACUCUAAUUUCCUGUUUUACAUAUACUAGAAAUUAAGGUAGAAUUGUAACAUAUUUAACAAAUGCGUGCACGGAUGGUUGGGUCAGAUGACAGUUUGAUUUUUGUAGUUUUCAAGUUUUAGAAGCCACAUUUCACCCACUAACCUUGAAUCAUUCAAAAGUGAUGUUUUUAAAGUUUAGUAAUGCUAGGUAUGGUUGGUUGAAA